CUCUCCCUUCCGCCUAAGUUUUUUUCCCCUCUACUACUAAGGAGAUCGUUUAUUCCCCUCCCUUUUAACUCUCCCCCUUUUUUCCUUUUAUUCCUCCCACAUUCGCGAAAGUAUCAUCCACCUGCUCUUGUGGGAUUUUCUCUUCUCAUGGGCACACGGACUCUUGUGGAUAUUUUUGACUCCACGAGGCUCGGGUUGUGUUGGUACACAGAACAAACCUUCUACAUUCAAUAUAAGUUUUGUUCAAACUUUAUGGAUCCCGUUACCGGCAAAUCAAGUGUAUACAGCUGAAUGGAACGUUUGUAAAGGUUUUAUAAACAAGUCAUGAUGGUGGAAUCCGCUUCUGAGUCCAUACGAUCCACGCCGACCAGUCAGAAUGGUAUCAGUAGUCUUCCCAACCAAUCAGAUGGUGGAGGAGCAAGGGAAGGGGGGUCAAGUGGAGAGACCAAUGGAGAAUUGACUCCGACAGACCUCCUGCACUUUCAGCAGCAACAGGCUUUGCACAUGGCUCGUCAGCUUCUCCUGCAACAGGCAACAGGAUUGAGCUCUCCUAGCAAUACAGAGAACAAGCAGCCGUCUGUUCAGGUCCCUGUCUCAGUGGCCAUGAUGUCUCCACAGAUGAUCACACAGCAGCAGAUGCAACAGAUUCUGUCACCGGCACAGCUCCAAGCUGUUCUGCAACAGCAGCAAACACUUAUGUUGCAGCAGCUGCAGGAAUAUUAUAAAAAGCAGCAGGAACAACUGCGCCUCCAGGUUAUCUCCCAGCAACAGGCAGGAAAGCAGCAGCCCAAAGAGGCGGGUUUAGGAAGCAAACAGGUUGCUUUCCAACAGCAACUCUUACAGAUGCAGCAGCUACAGCAGCAGCAGCUACUAAACCUGCAGAGACAGAGCAUGAUGGGACUGCAAUCAGGGCAGGGGCCAUUGCCCACACAAAACCUAACACAAGUGGUGUCCACUUCAGACUUACAACAGCUCCUGAAAGAAAUGGCCAGCAGUCAAGAGGAGCCCAACAAACAGGACACUUAUGACCUGAGCACCUCAAUCACUACCUCAUACACAAGCACCAAGGUGUCACCUCCCACAUUGUAUACCUCGCUGCCUAAUGGUCAAAGUUCCCUCCAAAAUGCUUGCAGGGACAGCUCCACUCAUUAUGAUGUAACCCCUAGCUCACACCCUCUUUACGGACAUGGUGAAUGCCGGUGGCCAGGCUGUGAGGCUCUCUGCGAGGAUAUGGGCCAGUUUAUAAAGCACCUGAAUACAGAGCAUGCGCUGGAUGAUCGCAGUACAGCACAGUGCCGCGUACAGAUGCAGGUAGUUCAGCAACUGGAGAUACAGCUGACCAAGGAGAGUGAGCGGUUACAGGCCAUGAUGACACAUCUGCAUAUGAGACCAUCAGAACCAAAACCUUACAGCCAACCACUGAACUUGGUCUCCUGUGCCUCUGCUACUAAAAUGUCACCUGAGACCUACCCAGAUGGCUUAUCUCAACCCCCCACCUCAGCCACAGCCCCCAUAACUCCACUGAGACAGGGCACAUCUGUGAUAAGUUCUUCAAGCCUGCCUUCUGUUGGCCCUGUACGCAGGCGGAUAGUGGACAAGUUCUGCACACCUAUAUCCUCAGAACUUGCCCAGAACCAUGAGUUCUAUAAGAAUGCUGAAGUCCGCCCCCCCUUCACGUACGCUUCCCUUAUCCGGCAGGCUAUCUUGGACACACCGGACAGGCAGCUGACACUAAAUGAAAUAUACAAUUGGUUUACACGCAUGUUUGCCUACUUCCGGAGGAACACCGCCACAUGGAAGAAUGCUGUGCGUCACAACCUUAGCUUGCACAAAUGUUUUGUGCGAGUGGAGAAUGUGAAAGGGGCUGUGUGGACAGUGGAUGAGUUGGAAUAUCAAAAGAGGAGACCGCCAAAGAUGACAGGGAGUCCAACACUUGUUAAGAACAUGAUUUCGGGACUUAGUUAUGGAACUUUAAACUCCAGCUAUCAGGCAGCACUUGCAGAAAGCAGCUUCCCACUUCUGAACAGCCCCACUGUGCUCAAUAGCUCAGGCAUUCAUGGUGGACAUGAUGACGUCACCAGCACAGGGGAGCCUGGACACAGCAAUGGGAGCAGCCCACACCUGUCCCCACAAUACAGUCAACCAGUACAUGUUAAGGAAGAACCAACAGAAGAGGAUGUCGGACCUGCAUCACUUUCAGCACCAACGAAUCAGAAAGCAGUACUGGCAGAAGAUUGUGACCUGGAGCCGGAGACAGCCAUGGAAGACUCACCAUGA
Molecule: messenger RNA, 2277 nt
Organism: Spea bombifrons (plains spadefoot toad)
Lineage: Eukaryota; Metazoa; Chordata; Amphibia; Anura; Pelobatidae
Gene: FOXP4
Product: forkhead box P4
Exons: 17
Coding region: 325-2277 (650 amino acids)
Biological process (GO): regulation of transcription by RNA polymerase II
Cellular component (GO): nucleus
Molecular function (GO): RNA polymerase II cis-regulatory region sequence-specific DNA binding; DNA-binding transcription repressor activity, RNA polymerase II-specific
Source: RefSeq, a predicted model, not a curated record